AUGAUGGACCAGGAGCACCUGGACUUCAUCAUGCGCCGCCACCACCACCAGGGCGGCAUGGGGUUUGUUCCCGCCGACCGCGGCGACAGCGAGGAGGCGCUGGGGUCGUCGGAGUCGGAGCCGGCGGGGAGGCCGCGCGGCAAGAGGGCCCGCGCCGCCGAGGUGCACAACCUCUCCGAGAAGAGGCGGCGGUGCAAGAUCAACGAGAAGAUGAAGGCGCUGCAGAGCCUCGUGCCCAACUCCAGCAAGACGGACAAGGCCUCCAUGCUCGACGACGCCAUCGAGUACCUCAAGCACCUCCAGCUCCAAGUGCAGAUGCUGUCCAUGAGGAAUGGCAUGUAUCGUCCCUCAGUGAACUUACCAGGAGCAGCUGGCCAUCUGCCAACAUCGCAAAUGUGCGCCGCACUUAACCAGAACAGCGUCGACGCAUCAUCAAACCCACCAGCUGCCAUGCUGCCUAUGAAUCAUUUCUUAGGAGCAAUGUCAGGGGCUCGACCUUCAUUUGAUCAUCCCAAUCAAGACCGACCGCGUCACGAACCUCUUGUGUUGUCAAGUGUUCCGUGCACGACAACUCGAGAGCCUCCGUUCCUUCUCGGGCCAUCGCAGGAGUCCCCCCUUCGAUCCCUUCAGUUGACCUUACCGGCCGAGAUGAUCUUUCAAGAGGAGGCAAUGCUAAAGCAUUGGCUAUGUUCAACUCAAGAGACCGCCUCCGUGCCAGCAGGCCAUGAAAUGAAGCCUGUUAGGCAGGAAACACCUGCAGCAAGGGCUGGUCAUUUCGAUACAUGUUCAAUCUGGAAAAAUCAACCACAAGACAUGGUGCCAAAUAAUACAGAAAGCAUUUUGUUUGUGCCUCACUUGCAGAGAUUUCAAAACAGUAAUGCUGACUCGGGUCUGAGGGCGGAAUCGAAGUAA
This is a messenger RNA of Triticum turgidum subsp. durum (durum wheat), 912 nucleotides long. Lineage: Eukaryota; Viridiplantae; Streptophyta; Magnoliopsida; Poales; Poaceae. The record is from the annotation of a GenBank genome assembly.